UGAGUCGGCCGCCCGCCACCCUCACCGCGCUUCCCUGCGCCGGCCGCCGCCCUUGGCAACCAGCCGUGGGGAGUGCCCGGGGUCUCUCCUGCGUUCCCCGCGCCCCGGGGCCAGGCCCAAGCCGGUGACUGCGCGCGGGCGGCCGAGGAGCCCCGCGUCCUGGGCUGGCCGGCUCGGGCGAUGGCCGCGGGAAGGAGCGGACCCAGUGUCCUCCUGCCCCUCCCCGCCCCUGUCACCGCGGCCGCCUGUCUUUUCGGGUCGACCCGGAUCGCAUCUGUGAGGUCGCCCUCAGUUGACAGGCGGGGAAACUGAGGCCGGGGGGAGGGGGGGCCUCGCUCAAGGUCACGCAGCUCAUCGGCGGCGGGGCUGGACCGAGACCAGGGCUUACAUCGGGUGGCCUUCCUCCCGAAAAGGAGGACUGGAGGGACGAGGAUGGACAGGUCUGCUACCGCUGCCACGGCCCCCCCUGCUGCCCCGGCUGGGGAGGGUGGUCCCCCUGCACCCCCUCCAAACCUCACCAGUAACAGGAGACUGCAGCAGACCCAGGCCCAGGUGGAUGAGGUGGUGGACAUCAUGAGGGUGAACGUGGACAAGGUCCUGGAGCGAGACCAGAAGCUGUCGGAGCUGGACGACCGUGCAGAUGCACUCCAGGCGGGGGCCUCCCAGUUUGAAACAAGUGCAGCCAAGCUCAAGCGCAAAUACUGGUGGAAAAACCUCAAGAUGAUGAUCAUCUUGGGAGUGAUUUGCGCCAUCAUCCUCAUCAUCAUCAUAGUUUACUUCAGCACUUAAAUCCCCGAGGAGUCUGCCCUGCCUAGAGAAGGGCCUCUCCCCCCACCCUCAGCCGUUCCUCCACCUCUCAGCCAUAUCUUUCAGCCCCCCCUCCCCUGGAUCCGUGUGUGUGUGUCCGUGUGUGUGUCCCCCUGUAAAUAGCCAGCUGUUAUUUAUACAUAUAUAAUAUUAUAUAUAUUUGGUCUGUUUGUAGUUUUAUUACUAGAUGAUUUUUCCGGUUGUCCUUAACAACCCUUCCUGAGGUUCCCUUCACCUCCUCUCUCUUGCCUUCCUUCCCUUUCCCUUUCUUCCUGACUAGCCCCAAGUCCCUUCAUUUGCAUCUGCUAUGCAAUAGUCCCUCUCCUUUCCUUCUUCUUCCCUCAGAUUUAGCUGAUCCUUCCUCCCACCCUGGCCUUCCUUUCCUCUUUCCUCCUCACUCUCCCCGUCAUGCUCCCUCUGCCCCGCCCUCAAAAAAAAAAAAAAAAAAAAACAAAAAAAAAAAACAGCACCUGUCCAGGCUUCCUUAGGUGCAUCUUCUUUGUAUCCAUUGGGAGGCUCUGAGACUGGCCCCACUUGGUCCUAAGAAUCCCAAGGUCUUUGGGAGCGUCCAGCAUGUUAAUUAGCGUAUCAUUACAUACUGCCAUCCCUUUCCAUUUCUUUUUGUUCCAUCACUCUUCUCUCAACCUGUGUUUCUUUUUUUACUGAGAAGUUAGUCCCCAUUAGUUCUUGUAUCACAUUUUCAUUUGCACGACAUUACUCGCAGGUGGUGGGGAGCCUGGGCUUUUGGGGAACCAGGCUGCUCUGGCCCCCAGCAUUGCCUCCUCCUAGCCCCUCUAGUCCAGUUUGCCUCCCUUACCCUCAUUUUCCAAACCUCUUGUACCCUCCUCUCCCUCCCCCAGCUGGUAUGUAAGUGUCUUGAAGUUCAGUAUGUUAUGAUGGACCAAUAAUUCUGCCACUUCGGGUUUCUCCCUACAUUCCUGCUCCCCAGUUUUCAUGUGGGGUACUCAACUGACAUUCCCAUGGGGUUUCCCUCCCAUCUGCCUGAUCCACCUCCUCCUCCCACCAGGAGAGUUGGGGGUUGGCCACAAUUGAUCUCUUGUGAGAGGGGUGGCUACCAGUGUGUGUGUGGGGGUCAUCACUGCCUUGGGGAGGAGUGGGGCAGGGCAGAGAAUCCCCCCAAUUCCUGCCUGAAAUCUCUGGCCUCACCCCUGCUGGGGGUUGGACUGAAAACCCUCCUCCCCAAUUUGGGGGGUGUUGCCCCAUCACUGCCCAGCUUCUCUGACUGCCCCCCCUGAAUUUAGGGUGGGGGUACUAGUCACUGCCAAUGUGUGUAUGGGACUUGCUGGAAAACGGGGAUGCUCGCCCCUCUCCAGGACUAUUGAGCCCAGAGAGAGCUGUCCUCUCAUUGGGUGAACUGAUUGAGGAAGGGUCUAUUGUCUUUUUAAAUGGCACAAUUUUAAGGGUUUGAGGGUACAGUCCCUUAACCUGCCACGGGAGGGGGCCCCCACACUUUCUUCCCCCCACACUUCUGGUUUUCUGUGUGGAGGGGGAGCAGGGAUAUCUAAGCUGUGGUGUGAAAGGGUAGGAGAGAUGCUGGAGGUGGGGGUGCUGUGUUCUAGACCCCCCAUAUUAUCCCAGUGUCCCCUGCCCCCCUCUUCCCCCACCCCAUGCCCCCAAUUCUGUGGCGCAUCCAGAUUGUGAAAAUGUACAAUAAAUGUGUAAUGAGUAACCAGG
This is a messenger RNA of Pan troglodytes (chimpanzee), 2502 nucleotides long. RefSeq names its product vesicle associated membrane protein 2 (gene VAMP2). NCBI's taxonomy places the organism in Eukaryota, Metazoa, Chordata, Mammalia, Primates, Hominidae. The coding region runs from base 433 to 789 and encodes 118 amino acids. Gene Ontology annotation, cellular component: membrane. The record is from RefSeq and is a predicted model, not a curated record. The transcript is spliced from 5 exons. Gene Ontology annotation, biological process: vesicle-mediated transport.